AUGGCCUUAUUUUAUUUGCCUUUGGUGGCUGCUCGAUGCAGAACAGUUAAAUUUUUCAAGGAAGAAGGUGUUGCUCUACAGAAUCACGUCAUUAAAACUGUGACUGAUUCUAAUCCAAUAUCAUGUGGCUGGCAAUGUGCGGACACUCCUCUGUGUUUCUCUAUGAACGUCAGAAGGUUACCAAAUGGAUGGGUUACGUGUGAGCUGAACAAUUCCAGUAGAACCGCUGACCCACGAGAUUUGAUCUCAAGUCCUGGAAGUCAUUAUUAUGAACCAGCGGUAAUACUUUUAUCAUUCGCUAUUUAUUUCAUGAUUGCCACAGCUCUCCCAGAUGGUUGGUAUAGACACGGUUCCAAGCUCCUCAAAUUGUUUCACGAGAGGAAGACCUGGGGACAAGCCCGCCAGUUUUGCCAUUCGAUUGGAGGAGAACUUGCGUCGAUCGAUCAGGAAAAUGAAAAUUCAUUCAUUUUCCAUUUACUCAACCAGAUCAAACCAAUUUCAGCAGGUAAAAACGUGAUCAGCCGCUGGCUUUUAGAUGGCAGUGACGUUGACAUAAGCCUGUUUAAUGAAGCGAGAUAUGAAGAAGAUAUCGAUAGUGAGAAAGCGUUGUACCUCGAUGGAUUGUACGCUUACGCUACAACUCCAGCCGUUAAUUUUGUGACGGACAGUUUCACUUUGGCCAGUUGGGUCAAAUUACAAUCCCCUGUUAAAGAUCCAUCGACUAUAUUUGGAUACUGGUCAGAUACUUACUUUUUGCGUUUCUCCGCCUACAUACAGAACGGACUCCAGUUUCAGUUAUAUAAUCACAAAAUAGGACAGCGCGUUUUAAAAUUUCGUGCGGGAACUCCAAAUAUUGACGAAUGGUUUCAUGCCGCAGCGGUCUGGAACAGAGAUCAAAAGAAGACUUCCUUAUACCUUAACGGUCAGGAAAUAGGAAGAAGUGACAAGAGUAACACUAUCCCCAAAAAUUUCCCCGCCACAACUUGUGACAUUGGACUGAAGAGGGGCAGUAAUGACACAACGAGGGGAUAUCUGAAAAAUCUGAUGAUUGUUGGCGCUGCACUGACUAGUGAAGAAAUAAUUAACAUGACAGAUUCAAAUAACGAAGCUAUGUAUGGAGUUUGGACAGGUCUUAAUGACAUAACCACAGAGGAUCUUUUUCAUCGGCCAAAUGGCAGUCAGGUGACUUAUGAGAGAUGGAGCGAGGGCCAGCCAGACAACGCUCAUGGAUACCAGAACUGUGUUCAAAUGAAAGUUAACGACGGGACUUGGGAUGAUGAAAGCUGUGGAAAACGCCUUCCUUUUCUCUGCGAAAAGAAACCUUAA
This is a messenger RNA of Pocillopora damicornis (cauliflower coral), 1326 nucleotides long. Its product is annotated as macrophage mannose receptor 1. NCBI's taxonomy places the organism in Eukaryota, Metazoa, Cnidaria, Anthozoa, Scleractinia, Pocilloporidae. The record is from RefSeq and is a predicted model, not a curated record.